AUGGUGGUGUUCGCGGCGGCGAUCAUCACCAAGAGCGGCAAACCGCUGGUGUCCCGCCAGUUCGUGGAGAUGAGCCGCAUCCGCGUGGAGGGCCUGCUGUCAGCGUUCCCCAAGCUCGUGGGCACCGGCAAGCAGCACACGUACGUGGAGACGGACAACAUUCGAUACGUGUUCCAGCCGAUGGAGGGCCUAUACCUCCUGUUGCUCACCAACCGACAAAGCAACAUCCUGGAUGAUUUGGACACCCUUCGACUGCUGUCCAAGAUUGUUCCUGAGUACGCAUCUCCAAUGGACGAGGAGGGUGUGGGGAGGUCUGCGUUUGAACUCAUAUUCGCUUUUGAUGAGGUCAUCUCAAUGGGCUUGAAGGAGAAUGUGCGGGUGCAGCAGGUGAAGCAAAACAUCGAGAUGGAGUCCACGGAGGAGAAGAUCCACAAGAUGAUCAUCGAGAGCAAGAUCAAGGAAACGCGAGAGAAGAUGCGCGAGCACGCCAGCAAGCUGGACAGGGAGAGGGCGGAGAAGGCGAAGCUGGACCGGGCGGGCGGCGGGGGCGGCGGCACGGGGCAGUUCGUCUCCCACCUGCAGAGCACCGUGGAGUCCGCGAUCUCGUCAUCCUUGGGCACGGGGGAGAGCGACUACGCGCCCAGCUACCGGCGGCCCACGACCGGCCUGGACCUGGGAUCCCGCGACCGGGACGACCGGACAUCGAAGGGCGGGCGGAGGGGGAUGCAGCUGGGCAAGGGGCGGCGCGGAAACGAGUUCAUCGAGGCGCUGAGGGCGGAGGGGGAGGUGGUGCAGGAGCCGGCCGCGGGGCGGGCGGGGGCGGCGGCCGCGGCGGCCGCCGCGCCGCCAGGUGAGCCGGUGUCGAUCUCGAUCGAGGAGAAGAUCAGCGCGACGCUCAACCGGGACGGCGGGAUCGAGAUGCUGGAGGUGCAGGGCGUCGUGACGCUUCAGGUGAACGCGGAAGAGGCCUCCAAACUGGUGGUGGGUCUGGCCACAGGGGCCAACCGCGGCUUCCAAUUCAAGACCCACCCCAACAUCGACAAGAACCUACACGCCUCCGAGGGCCGCCUGGCCCUCAAGGACCCAGAGCGCCCCUUCCCUGUAGGCACUGCCCUGGGGGUCCUCAAAUGGCGCUGGUCCAGCAGGGAUGACGACAGGCUGCCGCUGAUUAUCAACUGCUGGCCCAGCGCUUCGGGCAACGAGACUUAUGUGAACAUGGACUAUGAGGCCACAGAGGGGUUCGACCUGCAGGGCGUGGCCAUCGCCAUACCCCUGCCCAGUGACAGGCAGCCCGCGGUCAACCAGUGCGACGGAGACUGGCAAUGGGUGUCGCGCAAGAACGUGCUCAUGUGGAACAUCGACCUCAUCGACGCCUCCAACCGCAACGGGGCCCUGGAAUUCGUCGUGCAGUCGCCAGAUGCUGAUGACAUCUUCCCCGUGGACGUCACCUUCACAGCGGCUUCCACGCUGUGCGACAUCAGCAUAGAAUCCGUGGAGGACUCGAGCACGGGGGCGGCCAUCAAAUACGGUUGCAAGAAGGCGCUGACGACGGGAGAUUACCAGGUCGUGUGA
Molecule: messenger RNA, 1572 nt
Organism: Ostreobium quekettii
Lineage: Eukaryota; Viridiplantae; Chlorophyta; Ulvophyceae; Bryopsidales; Ostreobiaceae
Source: the annotation of a GenBank genome assembly